Messenger RNA from Eleginops maclovinus (Patagonian blennie), 2235 nucleotides. RefSeq names its product prolactin regulatory element binding (gene preb). Lineage: Eukaryota; Metazoa; Chordata; Actinopteri; Perciformes; Eleginopidae. The coding region runs from base 277 to 1569 and encodes 430 amino acids. Gene Ontology annotation, cellular component: endoplasmic reticulum membrane. The transcript is spliced from 10 exons. Gene Ontology annotation, biological process: protein secretion. The record is from RefSeq and is a predicted model, not a curated record. Gene Ontology annotation, molecular function: GTPase activator activity; guanyl-nucleotide exchange factor activity; protein binding.
GAAAACUUUUGAAACGUUGUGGUGACGUCAGAACGCACUGCACGCUGCUGACGUGUAGGUCAGGAAGUGGCUUUUGAGUGGAGUUAGCAUAUAGCAGUACCCUCUUGAUAUUCCUCUUCUUCUCACAACGUUUCCAUUGACAGACCAAUAUGAAAUCCACCAGUUUGGUGGUAUGUUAGCUAUCUGAUAACAAAGGAAGACCAACCGAGCCUAUUGCACAGGUGUGCUUGAAUGCAGCAGUUUUAUGACGAAGCGUGAGUGACUUGCACAGCAACAAUGGGUAGAAGGAGGGUGCCGGAUCUGUACAGAGCCCCCUUUCCCUUAUACACCAUUAAAGUGGACCCCAAAACAGGGCUUGUGAUCACAGCAGGAGGAGGCGGGGCUUCCAAGACGGGCAUUAAGAAUGCUGUGCACUUCCUGGACCUGCAGCUGGUGGGAGAACAGCAGUACAGCGCCAGCCUGCUCCACGCUCAUGACACCGACACCCGCGCCACCAUGAACCUGGCUGUGGGUGACGGGGUGAUCGCUGCAGGACAGGACGGCAGCUGCAGCCUGAUGAGGUUCAAACACAGCAGGAAGGGGGAGGAAGACAAUGCUGCUGCCAAACAAGCAGGGAACAGCGAGGGGAAGGCCCGGAGACGAGGGGGGAAAGGAGACAAAAGAGGACAGGAAGACGCCGCAGUAUCAGGAGAUAAGUCGGACACGAAGGAUGAGACGUCCCACAUCUCUGUGACUGCGCUGGCUGAAGUGCAGUCCGACCUGAACCCCCGGGACCCGCUCCAGAAGGUGGUUCGCUUCAGCCCCGACAUGAGCCUGCUGCUGACGGGAGGCACCGACGGACACAUACGGGUCUGGGAGUUUCCGUCCCUGAAGAAGAAGUACGACUUCAAAGCUCAUGAGGGGGAGAUAGAAGACCUGGAUAUGAGUCCAGGGAACAAGCACCUGGUGACUGUGGGCAGGGACUUCUCCUGCAGUGUGUGGAGCGGCAGUCAGCUGGCCAUGGGUCUGAACUGGCUCGAAACCACGCCUCAAAUAGCCGAGAAGUCUUAUCGAUAUAUGGCAUGCAGGUUUGGAAAGGUAGAAGACCAAAAAGAUGCCCUGAGACUUUACACCGUGCAGAUCCCCCACAAACGGGACAGAAAACCUCCCCCCUGCUACCUCACCAAGUGGGAUGGAAAGAGCUUCCUGCCCAUGCUGACGGCCCCCUGCGGCUCAGAGGUCAUCUCCAGUCUGGCAGUCAGUGACUCUGGAACCUUUCUCGGCCUUGGAACUGUGACGGGAUCAGUGGCUAUCUACAUCGCCUUCUCCCUGCAGAAGCUGUAUUACGUGCAGGAGUCCCACGGCAUCGUGGUGACGGACCUGGCCUUCCUGCCUGACUCGCUGAAGGGCAAAGACAUGAAAGGGAAUAACGAAACGGCCAUGCUUAGUGUAGCUGUGGACAGCCGCUGUCAGAUACACACCGUCCCCAACCGAAGAUCUUUUCCUAUAUGGUUGGUGCUGUUCUUAUGUGGCCUCAUGGUGGUGGGGGUCGUCCUCCUCCUGCAGUACCUCUUCCCGGGAUUUAUUUAAAUCAUGCCAGUGAUGUCGCAGGUUGAUGGAGUUUGGAUGCAUCUGUCAACAUCAGCAGCCCCCCCCUCCCAUCUGAACGCUGACAUCAUGGCCCUCAGGGCGGUCCCUCUCACCAACAGACUGUGGGGUUUACUUUGAUCUCUAUCAAUUAUUCUUAAUCUUGUUUUGAAUCAUGUUCGGAGGGUUGGAGGGCUCAGGUUGGUGAAUAUUUAAAGUGUGGGAUCUUUUAUCGACAUAUUUAAAGAACAGUGUACAAAUGUAUAAAUGAAUGACACAUAAUAAGUCUGGUUUGUGUUUUGUGCACAUUGACUCUUUAAAUCAGCCUCUUUGAAUAAGUGCUUCUUCCAUCCAGAUGUUUGAGGACUAAAACAUCCAUAAAGGCAAAUUAACUUAGACGAGGAACCCAGUGUUAACUCAACAAGACCACACUACGCUGCAGAACAUAUAUGUGACAUUGCUAAGAGCCCAUAAGAAGCAGGGGGGGGGGUGUAAUGACAUGUUAUCGGCCCAUAUUUUAUGAAGACGUUUAUUUAAACAUUUACUGCAAGUUUUGCGAAGCAGAUGUACAAACAUGUGAAUGAAUCUUUUAAAGGAUGCCCAGAUUAUUGUCACUAAAUUGGUGGAAUGAAAGAAGAAAUAAAAUAUUAAUAAGAAAGGAAAAAACAA